AUGCCUCCCCCGGUCCCUGACAUGUCCGACGAUGAGUCGACUGGCGAGUCGAUCCCGUACGACGAUGCCGCCGAAGUGAAGCGGAAUUCUGCUACAAAGAAUGAUGAGGACGAGGAAGAGGAGACCGAGGAAGACGUAUACACUGUUGAAAAGAUUGUGAGCCACGAAUGGGCGAAGAAUGGCGAUCUACUUCUACAGGUCAAGUGGCAUGGUUACGACGACCCCGCUGAUAUGACCCUGGAGCCAGAAGAGAACCUAGAAGGCGCGAAGGAAGUACUUGACGAGUACUUCCGUAAGCUGGGAGGUCGCCCCGAGAAGCCGCAAGCACAACCAAAGAAGCGCAAGUCAAUGGGAAGGCCCCCCAAGUCAACGCCUGAGAAGAUGCCUGAACCGAAGAAACGUCGCAAGUCACGAGCCGAAACAGCCACGGAGACUCCAGAUGAAGAGCAAGCUGAUGACAAUGAGGGCAAUGAAAGUGACGGGACAAGCACAUGGAUGCCUAAAUCUCGGAACUGGGAGGGCGAAGUCGACAGCGUCGAGACAAUUAUACGCGAGCCUGGGACAUCGAAUCUGCUCGCGUUUCUCAAUUGGAAGAACGGCAAAAAGUCAAAGGUUUCCAUAGAGCUGUGCUACGACAAAUGCCCGAAGAAGAUGCUUGCAUUCUACGAAUCGCACCUGUGA
Molecule: messenger RNA, 681 nt
Organism: Aspergillus sclerotioniger CBS 115572
Lineage: Eukaryota; Fungi; Ascomycota; Eurotiomycetes; Eurotiales; Aspergillaceae
Product: chromo domain-containing protein
Exons: 6
Coding region: 1-681 (226 amino acids)
Biological process (GO): negative regulation of transcription by RNA polymerase II; chromatin organization
Cellular component (GO): pericentric heterochromatin; nucleus
Molecular function (GO): chromatin binding
Source: RefSeq, a predicted model, not a curated record